AUGGGAGUGGGUGCGGUCAUAGAACCGUUGGUUGUCAUUGUUCUUUUGUUUGGAGGCACUUGGAUUAACCGUUCUGUCGGAUCACCCACAACUCGGCGCUACAACCGACGGAGCUCGACCGAUCUGCGACGAGUUGCUUCAUCGGAUUCUUUGGAGUCGGGAUACUCGAGUCCAUCGACAAAGGAUGGACUGUUGCUCUCGAGAUCUCACUCACCGCUACAGGAAGCCGAAGAUGGAUGGCAUAAGCGAGAGGUUGGACUCUUGGGGCUAAAGUUUGAGGUAUCGUCGCCGAAUACCAUCGUAUUCCAAGACCGAUUGCUCAGUCGGUUGCUCCGAAAGUUUCCUUUCUUGGUGGAAUGCUGGUAUUGGGCUUUGGUUUAUUGGACAUACCAGCUGGGUCGUGCCUUUACCGCCGUCACCCUCAAAGACGAUACCGUCGAUGUCGCGAGGAGACAUGCGUUGCAAUUAAUCAAGAUCGAACAACAUCUGGGCAUGUUCUGGGAGACGUUAAUCCAGAGGCGCUUUCUCCGCCAUUCCCUUGUGAUGCCUUGGAUCAAUCGGAUAUACUCCUUCAUUCACAUUCCUGGAACAAUCGCGUUUCUCGUCUGGCUCUAUUACUACACCACCGUCCCUAUUCGGAUCGAUGAGACUCAACCUGGAAAACCCAAGGGUGCUGCGAGUAGAUCACCGGCGGGUCCUCUGCUAUAUCAAGCGCGACGACGGACUUUGGCCGUAUGUAACCUUCUCGCGUUCGUGGUGUUCACACUUUGGCCUUGUAUGCCACCACGGUUACUGAGUGACACGGCUGCGGAUGGUGAAGAGGCGGACCUAGCCCGCAGUUAUGGAUUUGUGGACACUGUACAUGGUGCCAAUGGAGCGAGUAGCGUCUGGACAGAGAACCGCUUCUGCAAUCAAUAUGCGGCAAUGCCUUCCUUGCACUUCGGCUACUCUUUAAUGAUCGGUCUCACGCUUAUAACAAUUCCCUUGCCACAGCAUCACCGGCGCACAAUCUUGCGCACUCGGCUGACUCGCACCUUUCGACUGAAUCUCCCGUCAUGGCGCCGCCUUGUUUGUAUCUUACUCGGCUUCCUGUAUCCGUUUACCAUCCUUGUGGCUAUCGUUGCCACGGCCAAUCAUUUUAUCUUGGACGCGGUUGCAGGGGCUCUUGUAUGUGCCUUGGGAUGGCAUUUCAAUGGAGUGUUGCUUAAUCUAUUGCCACUCGAAGACUAUUUUCUUUGCCUUGUCCGAAUUCACAAGCCCGAACCGUCCCUCAAUGUCCCCGGAGAGGAUCCCUCCCUGGCGAGGGUGCUUUGGAAUAUACUGGCAACUGAUUCUGCCCGCUUGUCAAAAUCCAGCUAUCCAUCAUAG
This is a messenger RNA of Penicillium paradoxum, 1368 nucleotides long. Its product is annotated as phosphatase PAP2 family protein. Gene Ontology annotation, cellular component: inositol phosphoceramide synthase complex. NCBI's taxonomy places the organism in Eukaryota, Fungi, Ascomycota, Eurotiomycetes, Eurotiales, Aspergillaceae. The record is from RefSeq and is a predicted model, not a curated record. Gene Ontology annotation, molecular function: inositol phosphoceramide synthase activity. Gene Ontology annotation, biological process: sphingolipid biosynthetic process; inositol phosphoceramide metabolic process. The transcript is spliced from 3 exons. The coding region runs from base 1 to 1368 and encodes 455 amino acids.